This is a messenger RNA of Capsicum annuum, 462 nucleotides long. Its product is annotated as leucine-rich repeat protein 1-like. Gene Ontology annotation, molecular function: protein binding. Bases 1 to 462 code for a protein of 153 amino acids. The transcript has a single exon. NCBI's taxonomy places the organism in Eukaryota, Viridiplantae, Streptophyta, Magnoliopsida, Solanales, Solanaceae. The record is from RefSeq and is a predicted model, not a curated record.
AUGGUUAGUUCAGCCAUGAACCAAACAAACAAUACCACUGAUCAAUUAGCUCUUCUUUCUUUAAAAUCUCAAAUCAUUUCCGACCCCUUUCACUUCUUGGAUGAAAGUUGGUCUCCGGCUAUUUCUGUUUGCCAUUGGGUGCGAGUCGCUUGUGGUUCUCGCCGUGAUUUUGGAAACCUCACAUUUCUUGUUUCUCUUGACUUGGGAAACGAUAACUUCCAUGGAAAUUUGCCUCAAGAAGUGACACGCUUGCGUCGUCUUAUGUUUCUUGAUUUAAGUUUCAACAACUUCAGAGGGGAGGUUCCUUCUUGGUUUGGGUUUUUACAUCAACUUCAAGUUACUAAUAUUAGAAAUAAUAGUUUCACUGGUUCCGUCCCUUCUUCAUUUUCUAAUAUGUCCACACUUGAGACUUUGAAUCUGAAUUCCAAUUGCAUUGAGGGACAAAUACCAAAAGUGAUUUGA